UCUAACGCGCAGCAUUGUUGCUGGAAUGUUUACCUCGCAUGUCGAAUAUUGGCAUUGAAAACAUAUCACCGAUUAUAGUCUUGAAUCUUGUAUCAAUUGCUUACCUACAAUACCGUUCGAAGAUGCAGUAUGGCCACCCAUUCCUACGGCGAUCGACCUCCACUACAAGGGUUUCGGAGGUCCUUCACUUUACCUGCGCGACAGUUGUCCGUACAUGAGAGAGCAGGUCUCGACAGAUCAGAUGCUGACGCCAAUGUCUUGUUUUCCCAUCCCUCGGCGCGCAUCAUUGCCUUCUCGCCGCCCAAGGAAUCAAUCCCUGCGCAAAACAAAGAUAUUCCACCCGACACUGAUUAUCCGGUCGAUACAAUAGAAACAUUGCCAUGGAGGUCGAGAACCGAAACCUUAGCUGCGACUGGGCAGAUCAUGAUCGAGAAAGUUCGUGGCUCCAGCAAUUUCCUGAAAUCUGCGGAUCAGAAAGUCAUCCACACCAUCAUGCGCAACUCGCAAUGUUGGUGUGUUGAUGGUGAAUCUAAAUUCGUUUUAAGAACUGGGAAAUUCCGCUAUUAUCGAAUAGAACUGCCCUCAGAAACACAGGAGGACAAACAGAAGGUGGAAGAACUGAAGACUGUGCUGAGUAAAGUCCUCAGGUAUGAGAGGACGCCCUGCCCGUUCAAACGAGCUUUCCACGUCGAUCUUCCAGAGGACGCCAUUACACCUCGUCGGAAAGGUGUCUGGAAAAGGAGACCACCUUCGCAACCCACAAGUCCUUCAACAGAUCCAUUGCCUCUUCGCAGAUCGAAGACAUCAAGGGCAUGGAGCUUGCAAGGUCCUACAAGCUCGACACCCUUACAUACAUAUGGUCGUCGUGGAUCGGAUUAUGGUUAUUCAUUGUCUCGUGACACUUCCCCGAUCCCAUCUUUGGAAGGCGACAGGUGGCGUCCGAGUACACCAUCUAGUCUGGCAUCUAGUGAAAUGAUGAGCGACAGAGCACAUGAAGAAUCAUACAGUCAAGACGACGAAGGCCACAGCGACAACCCCUCGCCGAUGCCUGAGGAUCAUGUCUUGACCGCCGAAUCAGACUUGCAAAGCAAUUCGCGCUCUUCUAGCAAGUCUUCUAUAGAUAGACAGUCUGAUCAUGCCACCGAGGUCGAAUCGACAGCACUAAGGGACAUUGAUCACACAGAGUCGGAUAUCAUUUCACAGGCCCAUCCGGUAGAGAUUGCGGCGAAGGAAGACCCCUCGGCUAACAGCGUGACCACCGAUGUUCCUUCUAUAGCAGAAGAUGGACACACUGCGGGCGAUCAGUCUCACAAUGAAAAGACCGAGUCCUUCUCUCAUCGCCUGGAAGACAACUCUGACCAGACCGGAAGUACUAAGGAAGAGCCAGACUCUCAAGAAUUCUUGCAAGUGACAGAAGAGAGCGUUGUGCCAGAGGAAGAAAGUUCUCCUGAACAAUUAUCACCGCCGGCUGACCCCGCCCCUGCGUCCGCUCAAGCAGAGAUCUCCUCGGCGUCAUCCAUCGAUGAAUAUGCUUCAGAAAGCCAACCCGCGAGCGAUAUUGCCAACUCCGACCCAAUAUCUACACAAAAUGAUUCGCAAAAAGAAAAGGUGUCAAUUGAAGCCAAGCAAUCACUUCUCGAUUUGAAUGCAGUCGAUGAAGCCGAGGAACCAUCAAAAGAUGACGAUGCAAGAAGCAGCGUUUCAAGCUUGGACUCGUUCCAUACAACGAACUCUUUGGCAGAAGACUUUUCAGAACAGUCCAUACGGGCAUUUGACACAGAAAAGACCCCCAAAGAUGAAAAAUUUGAUCCAUUUUCUCUAUCAAAACCACAACACAAACGGGGUGUUUCAGAGAUGACUAUCACAGCCUCCAAUGUUGACGCCCGCCAAUCCGCGGACGACUCUUCAGACAAGCCAUCAACGCCUGCAUUGGGGAGAUCGCCUACUUCAGAUUCAUCUUGGCCGGAGGUAUGUACCCCUGAGUCACCAGUGACUGCCGGUUUGAGACGACGACUUGAAAAGAAACGGUCGCUAUCUCCUCUCCCACCUUCUACAACAAUCUUCUCACCACCGUCGCCAACACAAGGGAACCAUUUUACUUCCGAGAUUCUCCACAAAGCCUGUAAUAUAGCCUUGGUCAAGCCUAUUGAAGCAGUUGUUCUCCUUGUCCAUAUACUUGCUAGGAUAGCUGGAGGUGCCACUGUCAGUGAUUUACUCAGUGGUGAUCUGUUUCGAAAACCAGAUCAACACCGGCGAAGGUCGAGUUUUCCGGAUCAAGUCAGCUCCAGGCAUCACGGCAGUGAUGACGAGGAUGAUUUCGGCAUCCCUAUCCGUCGACGAAGAAGUCUGAGCGAUAGUCCCAGAAUGUCGACAGCAAUAAGCAACGACAAUGAUACUGAUUCGAUGUUUGAUUUGGAUUGAGUUGCUACGCAAGUAAUAUAGCUACUCAUUUUGCAAUAUUGAAAAGGGUGUAUAUCAUCUAGCCAUCCAACCCUGUUUUUUGUCUUUGAGCAUGGUGUUUAUGGGAAGGAGUAAGACUUUACGAUAACAACAAUCCAAGUAUGGUGGAAAUUUAUUUUGCUAGCUAUGUAGGUAUACUCAGGCCAGAGAGAACAGAUUUGCAUAAAAC
This is a messenger RNA of Exophiala oligosperma, 2629 nucleotides long. RefSeq lists its product as uncharacterized. Bases 130 to 2421 code for a protein of 763 amino acids. Gene Ontology annotation, biological process: peroxisome inheritance. Gene Ontology annotation, cellular component: extrinsic component of intraperoxisomal membrane. The transcript has a single exon. Lineage: Eukaryota; Fungi; Ascomycota; Eurotiomycetes; Chaetothyriales; Herpotrichiellaceae. The record is from RefSeq and is a predicted model, not a curated record.